Trichosurus vulpecula (common brushtail) is the source of this 3166-nucleotide messenger RNA. RefSeq names its product RecQ like helicase (gene RECQL). The coding region runs from base 213 to 2180 and encodes 655 amino acids. The transcript has 17 exons. The record is from RefSeq and is a predicted model, not a curated record. Gene Ontology annotation, molecular function: four-way junction helicase activity; 3'-5' DNA helicase activity; ATP binding. Gene Ontology annotation, cellular component: chromosome; cytoplasm. Gene Ontology annotation, biological process: double-strand break repair via homologous recombination. Lineage: Eukaryota; Metazoa; Chordata; Mammalia; Diprotodontia; Phalangeridae.
GUUUGGCUGAGAAGAAGACUUCCGGCGGAGGGAAGCUAUCCUGAACGGCUGAGGCAAGAAUGUCAGAAUUGGCAGGAUUCAGUUCCUCAGUACAAGCCUUUAUCUACCUAUGGAAACAUCCUUUAUUGUAGACUGAUUUACAAUCUCCACAAGAAAGUACCUUCAUUGUAAUAAAAAGAAAGAACUUCAGAGAUUGUAAAACAAGUUUCAAAAUGGAAUCAGUUUCAGAGCUAAGUGAGGAAUUAGAAUCUGUCACCAGUGAGCUGCAAGCAAUAGAAAUUCAGAUACAAGAACUUCUGGAAAGACAGCAAGAGCUUAUUAAGAAAAAAACUGCCCUAAAGAAGAAAAUAAAAGAAUCUCUAGAAGAUUCAGAUGCUGGGACAAGCUCAGAAUUGGAUUCUUCACCUGAAGGCUGGAAUAAACAAGAUUUUCCGUGGUCUGGGAAAGUUAAAGAUGCCUUGCAGAAUGUCUUUAAACUGCAAAAGUUUAGGCCUCUACAGCUUGAAACUAUUAAUGUGACAAUGGCUGGAAAGGAAAUAUUUCUUGUGAUGCCUACUGGGGGUGGAAAGAGCUUGUGUUACCAGUUACCAGCAGUAUGUUCUGAUGGUUUCACACUUGUGAUCUGCCCUUUGAUUUCUCUUAUGGAAGAUCAGUUAAUGGUUUUAGAACAAUUGGGAGUUUCAGCUACUUUGCUAAAUGCUUCCAGCACUAAGGAACACGUGAAAUGGGUUCAUGCUGAAAUGGUAAAUAAAAACUCUAAGCUAAAGCUCAUUUAUGUUACCCCAGAGAAAAUUGCUAAAAGCAAAAUGUUUAUGUCAAGGCUGGAGAAAGCCUAUGAAGCAGGAAGAUUUACUAGAAUUGCUGUGGAUGAAGUUCAUUGCUGUAGUCAAUGGGGACAUGAUUUCAGACCUGAUUAUAAGGCACUUGGUAUUUUAAAGCGGCAGUUCCCCAAUACAUCACUAAUUGGUUUGACAGCAACUGCUACCAGUCAUGUUUUGAAGGAUGCCCAGAAAAUUUUAUGUGUUGAGAAGUGCUUUACAUUUACUGCAUCUUUUAAUCGGCCAAAUCUUUAUUAUGAGGUUCGUCAGAAGCCCUCAAACACUGAGGAUUUCAUCGAAGACAUUGUGAAGCUCAUUAAUGGGAGAUACAAAGGACAAUCUGGAAUCAUAUAUUGUUUUUCCCAAAAGGACGCUGAGCAAGUCACAGCUAGUUUACAGAAGCUGGGAAUUCAAGCAGGUGCUUACCAUGCAAAUAUGGAAUCAAAAGACAAGACUGAAGUUCAUAAAAAAUGGUCAGCAAAUAAAAUUCAGGUAGUAGUGGCAACAGUUGCGUUUGGAAUGGGAAUUGAUAAACCAGAUGUGAGAUUUGUUAUUCAUCAUUCAAUGAGCAAAUCUAUGGAGAAUUAUUACCAAGAGAGUGGACGUGCAGGUCGAGAUGACCUGAAAGCUGACUGUAUUUUAUACUCUGGUUUUGGAGACAUAUUCAGAAUAAGUUCAAUGGUAGUAAUGGAAAAUGUAGGUCAACAGAAACUUUAUGAAAUGGUGUCAUACUGCCAUGAUAUACACAAAUGUCGCCGUAUGCUGAUAGCUCAACAUUUUGAUGAAGUGUGGAAUUCAGCAGCUUGCAACAAAAUGUGUGAUAACUGCUGUAAAGACAUUUCGUUUGAAAAGAAGAAUGUAACUGAGUACUGCAGAGAUUUAAUCAAAAUACUGAAACAAGCUGAAAAACUAAAUGAAAAGCUAACACCAUUGAAACUUAUUGAUGCCUGGAUGGGAAAGGGUGUAGCAAAAUUGAGAGUAUCUGAUGUUGUUCCCCCUAAACUUCCACGUGAUGAACUGGAGAAAAUUAUUGCUCACUUCAUCCUACAACAAUAUCUUAAAGAAGACUUCAGUUUUACAGCAUAUGCUACUAUUUCAUAUUUGAAAGUAGGCCCUAAAGCUCAUCUUCUGAACAAUGAGGAACAUAUAAUUACCAUGAAAGUAAAGAAGGACACAAAAGGUUCUUUCAAGGUUGAAUUACCUCAGGUUUCUAAUUCUGAAGCAGACAGAAAGAUGGAAGAAAAAAAUUCAGUUAACUUCCAAAAUACAGAUGUAAAGAAGUGUGGAAAUGUGCUUAAACAACCUCAUUCAGAGAAUACAAAGGCAAAGAAAAGGAAGCUAGACGACGCAGUCACUGACUAAAAUUUCCAAAAGAAGCAAAAUUGCACUCACCUUAACAAGGGAUUAAUUUUUGAAUUAUUUCAUUUUAUGUACAUGUAACUGCAUUUUCAGAACCUUAAGCAGUUUUUGGAUGAAUGGUUUUUAUACUUUUUGAAAUAUUUUUGAUUUAAGAUUAUGAACCGCUUGAUUUAGAAAACAGAAAACUAUCCAAUAAAAUGAAAUACCAAAAAAAAAAAUGUAAAUUUUUUAGAAUAUUGUUGAAUGCCCUGAAUAUGUAAGAUUUACUCAACUGCCAUAGCUUGUACUAUUAUUAUGCAGCCUAUACUUUUUAAAAAUUUCUUUUUAGAAGCAGGGCAAUUGGGGUUAAAUGCCUUGCCCAAGGUCACACAGCUAGUAAGUGUGUCAAGUGUCUGAGAACAGAUUUGAACUCAGGUCCUCCUGACUCCAAGGCCGGUGUUCUACUCACUGUGCCACCUAACUGCCCCACAGCCUAUACUUUUAAUAACAUACUAAAGGUGGAUUAAAAUUAGUGUAGUGGCAGAAAAAGCACUGGCUUUGGAGUCAGAGAACCUGGACACAAAUGCCACCUCUUAUGCUGACAACCUGUAUAAACUUGGGCAAGUCAUUUAAACUUCCACUGGUUUCUCAGUUCUCAUCUAAUAAGUGAAAGGAGGUUGGACUAGAUCAGUGGUGUCAAACUCAGACAGAAAUGGGGGCCACUAAACUGUACAUAAAGAUAUCUGAAGGUACAUAUGGACUUAGAAAACCACAUAUUAACAUUAUGCUUUAUUGCAUUUUUAUUACUUUGUUAAACAUUUCUCAAUUACAUUUUAAUCUGAUUUGGACCACAUGCCUUUUUUCCUCUUAUUCACAAAUUCAAAGAUAAUAAAUAUGCCUCAAGAGGCACCAGAGCUUUUGUUGCUAUUCCAUUAUAGGUGAAAACAUGAAAGAGCUCCUUAUGACCCAGAGCAGCUAAAAUAAAAGUUAUUCGUUUAAAAACUCUAAAA